GCUCUCUGCUAUGGCCUGGGAAAGCAGUGAAAGAUGGCCCAACUCCUUGGGCCCCUGCACCCACCUAGGAGACCCGGAAGAAGAAGCUCCUUAUUCCUGGCUUCAAAUACGCUCAGCUCUGGCUGUUAUGGCCAUUUGGGAAGUGAACCAACAGACAGAAGACCUUCUGUCUCUCCCUCUCUCUGUAAUUCUGCCUCUGAAAUAAGUAAAUAUUUUUUUAAAUAUGUUAUAAAACACUAUGCCUGGGUUUAUAAAUUUUUGGCACUGGAGUAAAUUUAUCGCUUAACUCCAUUUUCAAUGGACUUUUUUGAAGUUUCUCCAUGCAUAGGACAUGGCUACCAAACUAAUGCAGACAUUUAAAUUUUAAACCCCAGCAUCUUAUGUUGAUAGUGCUAGGUGGAUAGAAACUGGUAUUUAGGAGAUUGCAGGGUCUUAGUCCACCCGUAGGAGGAUGGACUGGGUCCGGGGAAAGGUAAGUGCGCUGCUCACCUGUUUCCCAGCCUCACGAACCUGGAGACAUCUGCCGCAGCAGGGAGCCAAGUCAAGCAAGGACUCGUUUACUUCGUGGGUAACAGAGCCUUUUAAAGCACAAAACUGCAGAGUCAUUGGGGCCGGGCAUAAGGACCAACCAAUCACUUAAAAGAUCAUUUUACAGGGAGAUUCUUAUAGGACUAGCCGUAUGUCUAUACACUCGUCAUCAGUUGUCAUCACUUUCCCUAAUGUUGCGCAGCCAAUCAGCUUUAGUGACAAACAACUUUGAGUUCCACCCAUCUUACUUCCUCUGGGCGCCAUCUUCUUUGCCCCUCUCGCAGGGCCCUCUGGAGAGGAGGCCGCUGGCAUCAUCGCUGGCAGCCUGGUCUCUCUCCAUCUGGUUCCCAAUGGUCCUCUUGCUGGGGGGCCGUGGUGGCCACGGGAGCUGCUCCAGGAUCCACUCCCCCUCCUUGCGCGACAGCAGUUUGCUCAUGGCCGGCCCUGGGCACAGCAGCAGCAUGGCGGGACUGGUGACAUCUGAAAAGAACAAACCAAACAGACAAACUCCUGCACCACUGCUAUCAAAACAUUUUACCACAGAAGAAUGCCACUCCAUGUGGAUCCCAAGCAGGCUAAAAAGAAAAAGAACUGAUUAGACCUCAGACUGCCCACUGAACGGGAUGACGGCCACAGCUGCAGUGGAGACACCAAAAAUGGAGAAGAGCGCCUCCAAGGAAGAGAAGCAGCAGCCUAAACAGGACAGCACAGAGCAGGGCAAUGCAGAUUCUGAAGAGUGGGUGAGCUCUGAGAGUGACCUCGAACAGAUGAGCCUUAAGGGCAGCAACAACAACAGCUGCCAACCCAGAGAUGGGCAAUUGAAGAGAAAGGAGAUGCCCUCCAAGCCACACCGCCAACUCUGCCGAUCACCCUGCCUGGAUCGCCCAAGCUUCUCCCAGAGUAGCAUUUUACAGGAUGGCAAGCUCGACUUGGAGAAAGACUACCAAGCCAAGAUGGAUUUUGCUCUAAAGCUGGGCUAUGCAGAGGAACAGAUUCAAUCAGUGUUGCACAAGCUGGGCCCAGAAUCACUUAUUAAUGAUGUAUUGGCAGAGCUUGUCAGACUUGGCAACAAAGGUGAUUCAGAAGGGCAGGUCAACCUGACUCUGUUAGUGCCUCGUGGGCCCAGCUCCAGAGAAAUUGCAAGCCCUGAAUUAUCUCUUGAAGAUGAAAUAGACAGCAGUGAUAAUUUGAGGCCAAUUGUCAUUGAUGGAAGCAAUGUGGCAAUGAGCCAUGGAAAUAAAGAAGAAUUCUCCUGCCGAGGAAUACAACUUGCUGUGGACUGGUUUCUAGAUAAAGGCCAUAAAGAUAUUACUGUAUUUGUGCCCGCGUGGAGAAAGGAGCAGUCCCGCCCUGAUGCACCAAUUACAGAUCAAGAUAUUCUACGUAAGCUGGAAAAGGAAAAGAUUCUUGUCUUCACACCAUCGCGAAGGGUCCAAGGCAGGAGAGUUGUCUGCUAUGAUGACCGGUUCAUAGUCAAACUGGCUUUUGAUUCUGAUGGCAUCAUUGUAUCCAACGAUAACUACCGAGACCUUCAAGUUGAAAAGCCGGAAUGGAAGAAGUUCAUUGAGGAGCGGUUGCUGAUGUAUUCUUUUGUGAAUGACAAAUUUAUGCCUCCAGAUGAUCCUUUAGGACGCCAUGGCCCAAGCCUUGAAAAUUUCCUAAGAAAGAGACCUGUCGUUCCUGAGCAUAAGAAGCAACCAUGUCCUUAUGGCAAAAAAUGCACCUACGGCCACAAGUGCAAAUACUACCACCCGGAGCGGGCCAACCAACCGCAGCGUUCGGUGGCUGAUGAGCUCCGCAUCAGUGCCAAACUGUCCACAGUGAAAACCAUGAGCGAAGGCACCCUGGCCAAGUGUGGCACAGGGAUGUCUAGUGCCAAAGGUGAGAUAACCUCAGAGGUCAAACGGGUGGCCCCCAAGCGCCAAUCCGAUCCCAGCAUCCGGUCCGUGGCCGUGGAGCCUGAGGAAUGGCUGUCCAUUGCCCGUAAGCCUGAGGCCAGCUCUGUCCCCUCGCUUGUGACUGCCCUAAGUGUCCCCACAAUCCCACCCCCCAAAAGCCAUGCAGUGGGUGCACUCAACACUCGUUCGGCCAGCAGCCCAGUGCCAGGAUCCUCCCAUUUCCCACACCAGAAGGCCUCGUUGGAGCACAUGGCCAGCAUGCAGUAUCCCCCGAUUCUCGUUACCAACAGCCAUGGGACCCCUAUUAGCUAUGCUGAGCAAUACCCAAAGUUUGAGUCCAUGGGGGACCAUGGCUACUAUUCGAUGUUAGGCGACUUCUCCAAGUUAAACAUCAACAGCCUGCAUAAUCGAGAGUACUACAUGGCUGAAGCAGACCGGGGGGUGUAUGCCCGGAAUCCCAACCUCUGUCCUGAUAGCCGCAUGAGCCAUACCAGGAACGACAACUAUUCUUCCUACAACAACCUGUACUUGGCUGUAGCUGAUGCCCAUUCUGAAGGCAGUUUGAAGUUGCACCGCUCGGCAUCUCAGAACCGUCUUCAGCCUUUUCCUCAUGGUUACCAUGAAGCCUUAACGCGAGUGCAGAGCUACGGCCCAGAGGAUUCUAAGCAGGCCCCUCACAAGCAGUCAGUCUCCCACUUAGCUCUGCAUGCCCAACACCCAGCAACUGGGGCACGCUCCAGCUGUCCUGGAGACUACUCCAUGCCUCCCAAUAUCCAUCCCGGGGCAACUCCCCAGCCAGGCCGUGCCCUGGUGAUGACACGGAUGGACAGCAUUUCUGACUCCCGCCUCUAUGAGAGCAACCCCAUGAGGCAAAGACGACCUCCUCUGUGCCGGGAACAGCACGCCAGCUGGGACCCACUGCCCUGUGCAGCCGACUCCUAUGCCUACCACUCCUAUCCCUUGAGUAACAGCCUCAUGCAACCAUGUUACGAGCCAGUCAUGGUACGGAGUGUGCCCGAAAAGAUGGAGCAGCUUUGGAGGAAUCCUUGGGUGGGAAUGUGCAAUGAUUCUAGGGAGCAUAUGAUCCCAGAGCACCAGUAUCAGACCUAUAAGAACCUCUGCAAUAUUUUCCCUUCCAACAUUGUUCUUGCAGUGAUGGAGAAGAAUCCCCACACAGCAGAUGCCCAGCAACUGGCAGCCUUGAUUGUUGCUAAGCUUAGGGCUGCACGUUGACGUGACACAGGACCACUGCAGUCCUUUCUAGAGAUAGGAAUAUUAAUACUUCAAAUACACUAAUACUAUGAUUAUAGUAACUAAUCAUUUGUGUUGCGCUUUUAAUAAGUUACAGAGUGUUUACAUCAUUUAAGCGCAUAACAACCCUGUGAGGUAGGUCUUACCAACAUCCUAUUUUAUAGAGCAGGGAGCUGAAGCUCAGUGAGAUUGACUUGCCAAAGUCACACUGCUAGCAAAUGACUUCAGUCAAGACACACACCCAAGUCCUCUGACAACAAGUCCCAUGCCCUUUGUGCACUGCAUGGCGCAGGUAAUGGAGGACAAAACCCAGGGAGAAGAGGCCUAAAUGUGAGAAAUCCCGAGGGAUUCCAUUACCAGCAUUUUCUUAGUCACACAUUCUAUAUUGCAAAGUGUGAAUGAUAUAUCCAAGUUAGAGAGCAAAAACAUCAGGAUCAGAGUAUAUGUUGAAUUAACCUUUUAGGUUUUCUUAAUAGGAUUUUUUGAAGCUAUUUAAAAUCAAAUACUUCCUUUUGCAUGGAUAUUUGAUCAUUCAAUAUCUUUAUUAAACAAGAUAUAGGGUCACAUUGAGGCUUCUAGAGCUAUAUCUGAAACCUAUUAGCAAUUAUAUUGCAUGUAUGAAUGUAUAUAUUUGAGAUGUGUGCAUACCUCUGUAUCAACUUUUAUAGUGAUAAUGAGAAGGUAGGCUCUAAGCAGUCCUUAGUCUAUAGCUGUAUAGGUCAUGAAUCUGACUUGAUGAUUUUAUGUUACAUUUCAUAGUUUCAACUAGUUUUGAAAGUGGAAAGUACAUGCCAACAUUAGAACAUUGCUUUCUUAGGCGCCAGAGCAAACCAGAUCUGUUUCCUUUGUACUUUUCACUGGCCAGCCAACAUUUACUAAUAGUUCCUAGCUUCCAAGUCUCUUCACCUCAGCAAAUUAGGGGUCAGGUUGCAGCCUUCUGCAGAGGAGCUGAUGGAUAAGCUCAAGUUCCGAUCAUAGGAUACGUGUAUGCUACACAAGCACAGAAGAGUUUGACCAGGACCAAAGGAUUUACUCCCAGAGGCCACUCACCGUAUCCCAGGAGAGAUGGCCAAACUCAUGUGGCAUUAAAUGGCGAAUACUAAAGCUUCACUCAAGGAGGGACUAAUGGAUGCUUUUUGGACUUCUGACCUAUGCAGUAUUCAACACCACAGGAUGAAAAUGUAAUGGAGGACAGUGCAUAGCCAUGUAAUCCACUAUUCUCCUGCUGUCCACCCUUUGGGCAAUAAGGUCAAUCAUUGGUGGAGCAGAAUUUCUUUAGGGAAAAAAAAAAAAAACCAGGGAUUUUUCUAGAUAGGAAAAAAAAGCAGCUUCCAGAAGGGGAUGCUGCAUCUUUGCUCAUAGCUGGCUCAGUUAUGCACUUCAAAUCCACGCAAAGAGGGUGCACUUGCUAAUAAGGUAAUUAAUUCUUAGAUUUGCUACUAAAGAGGAAAGGCCUUGGAUUGAGAGGCACCAUUUGCGCAACUUGUAUCUUGCUCAGGGUGGGAAACUUUGUAGCUAAGUGCCUCUAGAAGAGGUAUUUCUUGUUUAUUUUUUUUAAAGCUGCACUAAAUGAACCCCCUUUUUGAAUCCAUUGUAUAUUUCAACAUUUUGAACCAUGACCAGCUCACUAUUUCCUGAGCUGGAACUUGCUAACUUCUAUGGUUGUUUUUUUCAUGAAAGUUGAGAAGGCCUGGCCUUGGCCUUUUGUUUCUUCAUGAGAAGGUGUGACACUGCCUAUUAAAUGUUUCUUACUGUGAAACACUCCGAAUGUGAGGCUGUAGUCAGGGUUGUUUCUGGUGGUUUGAUAAUGGCUUGCAUGCUGCUUUCUGUCUGUCCAAGUCAAUCAAUUCUGCAUCUCAACCAAAUGUUACUCUUCAGUUAAUCACAGCUUCCCAUUAAUCUCUUACCUUCUAAUCGUCCCAUUUCUCAGCACAUUACUGAAAGUGUUAAAAGUAUUUUCUACCAGGUAGGUCCACAGAGUGACAGUUGCCCCUGCAGUGCUUGCUAUUUCACACAAACACUAUUUCCUACCUUUAACUUCUUGAACCUUCUCAAUCUGCCCUGUGUCUAAAUCAGCUUGACAAUCUCAGAUGACUCUGAUGCCUUUGUGCCAGUUAGUUCAUCUGCCUACCAAAAUCAUCAGUGGCACUGCAUUAUUCGCUAUUUGCACAAUUUACACAGAAGCACAAGAUUUAUCAUGUUAGCUGCAAUCCAUCUCGAACAUGUUCAUAUUUAGUACUCAGAACAGUUUGUAAGUUUCUCCCAAUAUAGGAAAUAUUUUUAAGGCAGCAUAUGUAUUUCUUAUUUCCUAAAAACAAUUGUCAUUCUUCUCCUCUCAUACAAUGUGUAUAAACCAAAGCGGCUAGGAGCAAUGCUUCAAAUAACCAGAAAUGACCUUUUGUUGAUACAAAUUGUAUCUCUUUUUUCCUGAUUGUAUAGAAACAAAUGUACAAAACUCAUCAACUAGGAUUAGUACUGAAUUUUCACUCCGAUGUUUGUGGCACUGUGUGUCACAUGGAAGUAGCCCAGAGGUUGUGAAGGAGCUUUUAUUUCCAAAGGGCAGUCGUAGUUUAUAGAUAGACAAUUUUUCAAGGCCUCUUUAUUACUAGGUGCACAGCUAUUGUGUGUACAGUUUCAGGCAUUAUAUUGCAUACGUUCUCUUUAGGCUAUUAAAUUUAAUAUGUCCUUGCGGAAGGGAUUUUGUGUAAAAAGUUAUCUGUGUUAGUGAAUCAUCUGCAAGAAUCUAUAAAUGGAGCUGCACGACUAUGAAUGCAUAAACCCAGCUUGGUUCUUAGUUAUUAAAGAAACAUUUUCUUUAUAUUGAAGUCUGCAUACUUUUUGACUUUUCCAUUGUCUGUAGUUAUAAAACAGCAAUUAAUAAAGAAGCACUGGGACACACACACCCCCUUUGGUUCCCUUGGGAAUAAAACCAAGUUUCCCUCAUGGGGCUAAGCGUGUAUCUUUCAGGAUACUUACCUCCAAGCACUCAGCAGGGGUCACUGCACAGUGUUUUGUGUGGUUUUCAAGAAGUGGUAUAUUUUGCAAGAGGUGCUUUGUAAUUUUAAUUCUUUCACUGAUUUUCUGACCUCAUAGCAGUCUGUGCCUAUUCAGGCCUUAGAGUUUGUAGAUUUUUGUGAAUUCUCUUUUUUUUUUCUUUUUGCUGUUUGUGAUUUUCUCAUUUUGUUUUCAUUUUGACCUAAAGGAGAUGUGUGACCCUGGGAUGGCAUGGUUAAUCCAGGGCACUAUUUCUAUAAGACAGCUCCAAGGAAUAGGAGCCUUUUCAAGGGUAACAUUGAGACAUUGUACUCUCUCUUAAGGUGCCAGGUAGAGAAGGGAGAAUGACAGAUGCCUCAUGGAAAUGGCCUCCAAAACUUGUCCUAUUCUAAGAAAUGAAACACAUAGCAUGGUAUUUUUUUCUUUCUCUCUCUCCCUCUCCUAGUUUCAAAUACUUCGCUAAAAUUCCUUUUUAUUUUUCUAUUUUGGAAGAAAUUAUCUUUAUACAGUAACUCCAACAUUGAUAUCCAUUAACCUGUGGCACUGAGUUUUCUUCUAAACAUAGAAGAGUUCGCUUUGAGAGGCGCUCAGUUACUAUUCUAUCUAUGCUGUAAGUAUGGGACUUUGUAUACAACGCCCUUUUUGAGGGCCAACGAUUUCAAUACACUUUGUUUUACUCUGUGAACCGGGUCUGGAUCUGCACAGGGGAAGUAACGCCGAGCUGUCCAAAGAGCCCUGCUCAGGUCUCUUCCUAACCCUACUCUUCCUUCCCCUCCUCAGAUCUGACACUGGGGAGUGCAUAGUCUCAAGUGAAACGGCACUACACUUAGUUCUCAUUGGAAACCAAACCAGUGUAUUUCUGGAACCUGCUUGUCUAAAGUAGUCAAUGCCUUUCUGAAGACUCAGCAUAGUUAGUAUCUAUUGUAUUGUAGUUAACUAUAUACCUAGGCAGAUUGACUAUUUUUAGUCCUGGUUUGUGUAUCAUUGAGCUAUAAUAGUUUGCUUUAUUCAUUUGUGAGAUUAAACAAUAAUGUUUAAUGGUUGUAAACUUUUAUAAAACCUCUUUGGGUUUUUUGUUUGACCCAAACAUAAUGUAAGUCUCAAUGACAAAAUACACGAAGCCAACCAGAAGUGAGUAAAAAUAUAUCUCUUCCCCAGUUUUGUCUGCCUCUAUAAUGCACGUGCAAUGUUUUGUAAUAUGUUCUCACUAGCAUGAAUCUGCUAUGACUACUUCAAGAGAUUUUAGUUUCACCUAUAAUUGUGAUGGAAAUGCUGUAUCACUGACAACAAUGAACUGUAUCCACACUUAUUUACUGCAUAAACUGUUUGUCUACUAAG
Messenger RNA from Oryctolagus cuniculus (rabbit), 8009 nucleotides. The record is from RefSeq and is a predicted model, not a curated record. Lineage: Eukaryota; Metazoa; Chordata; Mammalia; Lagomorpha; Leporidae.